GCGCAUCCCCUGUCAGACGCCGCUGUCAGCCACCAUGAUUGACGGUAGCGACGGGUUUCACUUUCAUCCCUCGGCGAUUCCUCGCGACUCUGAGUGCUGACAUGGCCGGUUGGCGCAAAGUGGUUCCCCAAUUGGUGAACACCGUGGCGGCCAUGAUCCCACUACUGGCCUGUUUCCUGUGCGGGGGCGCCGGCCGACCUUGUUGGAUUUGUCCCCCCUUCUCGGAAGUAAUCAUCAUGAAACUGCUCGUGAAAUUGCCAGGUUCAUCAUUCUCCAGGCUUCCCCUAACCGCGGUGCCUAGCUAUUCUCCUUGAGCCUCUCAAUUCUUCGUGCCGUCCUCUCUCUCGCUUAACUCCCGAAAGAGUCUCGCCAUUGAUUUCUCCUUGGUCCCCCGAGGC
Messenger RNA from Aspergillus sclerotioniger CBS 115572, 398 nucleotides. RefSeq lists its product as uncharacterized. Lineage: Eukaryota; Fungi; Ascomycota; Eurotiomycetes; Eurotiales; Aspergillaceae. Bases 102 to 314 code for a protein of 70 amino acids. The record is from RefSeq and is a predicted model, not a curated record. The transcript is spliced from 2 exons.